This is a messenger RNA of Arabis nemorensis, 615 nucleotides long. The record is from the annotation of a GenBank genome assembly. NCBI's taxonomy places the organism in Eukaryota, Viridiplantae, Streptophyta, Magnoliopsida, Brassicales, Brassicaceae.
AUGGAGAAAUUACUCUUAAUCUCUCUCUUACUUAUCUCAACUUCAAUUGCAACUUCACAAUCCGUGACCGAUCCGACAGCUUUUCUCCGAUGUCUAGACCGACAACCAACGGACCGAACAAGUCCUAACUCCGCCGUCGCUUACAUUCCAACAAACUCAUCUUUCACCACCGUCCUUCGCCGCCGCAUACCCAACCUCCGUUUCGACAAACCCACCACACCAAAACCACUAGUCAUCGUCGCUGCCGCCACGUGGACACACAUACAAGCCGCUCUAGGUUGCGCACGAGAGCUCUCUCUCCAAGUCAGGAUCCGAAGCGGAGGCCACGACUUCGAAGGACUCUCUUAUACAUCCACCGUCCCGUUCUUCGUCCUCGACAUGUUCAGUUUCAAAUCCGUUGACGUGAAUCUCACGGAAAGAACGGCUUGGGUUGAAUCCGGCGCUACGAUCGGAGAACUUUAUUAUCGAAUCGCCGAGAAAAGUAAUGUUCUUGGAUUUCCGGCGGGUUUGUCUACGACUUUGGGAGUUGGUGGACAUUUUAGCGGCGGAGGGUACGGAAAUUUAAUGAGAAAGUACGGAUUGUCAGUGGAUAACAUUCGGAUCCGGAAUCGUUGA